GUAACCUUCAAAGCUUUCACUUCUGCUGAGAGCCAAGGAACAUGAAAACAGUCCGCUUCUCCUACACACUGCUGAAUAACUUGCAUGAAGCUAUUUCCAGUGAUGAUUCAGACAAUGAUUCCACGGAGUACACUCAGGAGAGGACCCAGGUUAAAGCUAUUGAAAACGCUAAAGAGGAGCCGUGUGAGCCAGUUUUGGCUGGGGAGAGCCAGAUUUUAAUGUUGGACCAUGUCAAACAGAUUGGGCAGCAGCUGCCGCCGAGACUCCUGCUACAUACGUGGCAGCUUUUGUACAGCACAGAAAAACAUGGCUUCAGUUUGAGAACCAUGUAUCGAACAAUGAACAAAAUCAGCUCCCCAGUGCUACUGGUUGUGAAGGAUAAUGAAGGGAAGGUAUUCGGCGCUUUCUCUUCCACUGAAAUACAGAUAAAUCCUGGUUUCUACGGCACUGGGGAGACCUUCCUUUUUAGUUUUUCACCAGAACUAAAGGUAUUUCGUUGGACAGGUGAGAAUACCUUGUUUGUGAGAGGGGACACGCGUUCACUGACAUUUGGAGGGGGGAAAUGUGGUACUUUUGGAUUGUGGUUGGAUGAAGAUUUGUACCACGGAAGAAGUCAGAGGAGCGAAACUUUUAACAAUGAUAUACUAUCCACCCAGGAACAAUUCUGUAUCCAUAACCUCGAGGUGUGGGCAUUUACGUGAGACUUGCUAACUACAUUUAUAUGUACUGAAUGGACAACUACAGUAUUACUAAAACUCAUGAAGAAAAACACAAUGAUCGCAAACCAGGAAAAGAUCUGCAUUUGUAUUUGAGCAGAAUAUUUAUUAAAAACCUCAGUCUUUAAGUAAGCAAGUUCAGUUUAAACCAUGAUUCAACAUGUCCAAAUGAAAGUUUUCUUAACAUAGUGAAGACUUUGCAAAACAGCUUAGGUCAUUUCUCUCUAUAGAAGAUUGUUGCUCUGUUAAAGAGAUAAAAAUAAAAUGCUAGUAUGGAAUUUCAUGUAUGUUCGGUUAAUAUAA
Pelobates fuscus (common spadefoot toad) is the source of this 1019-nucleotide messenger RNA. It is a transcript of the gene TLDC2, whose product is annotated as TBC/LysM-associated domain containing 2. Lineage: Eukaryota; Metazoa; Chordata; Amphibia; Anura; Pelobatidae. Gene Ontology annotation, cellular component: nucleus. The record is from RefSeq and is a predicted model, not a curated record. The transcript is spliced from 6 exons. The coding region runs from base 42 to 701 and encodes 219 amino acids. Gene Ontology annotation, biological process: response to oxidative stress.